AUGUCGAAACCAGCGCGGACCAAAAAGAUGGAACCGUGGGAGAAGCCCGUCUUCCGCGGCUGCAAGAUUGCCAUAGCGGGCCAGCUAGAUGAGAACUGGACGGAGCCGCAGAUCGAGCGGUGGAUCAAGUACCGACAUGGCCAGCUGGUCGACAAGGUGGACGAUACGGUGACCCAUCUGGUGUGCUCCAAGGAGGAGUUUGACAAGGGAGGAACGGGUAUCUUUGGCCGAGUCGCGGAUGCCUAUCGAAUCAUGAAGGCCAAGAACAAGGGCAAGCGAGGCAGCAAGAACCUACACAAGAUAUUCAUUGUCAAGUCAGACUGGCUUGAAUUCAGCUGCCUCAAGGCAAAGAAACUGAGGGAGCUGGACUACGAAUGGAAUCGACCCGAGAAGAAGGAGAGCCAAAAGGCAGUGCAGGAAAAGAGGCUUGCCAAGGGCAAACAGUUGGAAGAGGAUGGCUUCGUCAACACCGAACUCAACCAUGUCUACACAGACAGCACCAGCUUCAAGUAUGAAAUCACUCUUGAGGGCAAGGACUCGAGCUGCUACACACUUUAUCUUUUCGAGUCCAACGCCACCCCUCGCCUGUACCACUUUGUAGCAAAGUUCAUCAAGAAGAAGCGCUCGCCACCUAACUACCACCGACCCUCGGCCACCCAGGGCUUGUUCCCUCGCGAGUUUGAUCUGCUCAAGGCCUUCUUCCGGUCCAAGACGGGCGUCGAGUGGGAAGACCGCCUGCGUGACUACCUUGUCCCAAAAGACGCCAAGUUUACUUAUACACCUCCGGUCGGAAAUGCACCCAAGGGUUCAAAGGAAGAGUUGCCGUAG
Molecule: messenger RNA, 828 nt
Organism: Pyricularia oryzae 70-15
Lineage: Eukaryota; Fungi; Ascomycota; Sordariomycetes; Magnaporthales; Pyriculariaceae
Exons: 5
Coding region: 1-828 (275 amino acids)
Source: RefSeq, a predicted model, not a curated record